This is a messenger RNA of Striga asiatica, 576 nucleotides long. The record is from the annotation of a GenBank genome assembly. Lineage: Eukaryota; Viridiplantae; Streptophyta; Magnoliopsida; Lamiales; Orobanchaceae.
AUGCCUUUCAACAUUCGAUGGGAAGUCCUCCCGUUGGAGCUCGGUGGGGAAUUCCCUUUCUCCUUUUUGUGGUUCUAUAGCUACUCAUCAUUGAAGUUCGAGGUGGUAUGGAGUGAAGCUGCUAAGGAUCUUGUAUUGCAUUGCAUUCAUAUCUAUUUCUCUUGUUUUCUCCUUGUCAAACCAAGGGAGCAGAAAAGGAAGGAGUCGAGGAGGUUUCGGUGGCAGACUCGGCAAGCGUUAGCCGCAGCUCCUUUGGACUGCUUCUGUGGGUGUGGCCUUUGGUUUAGAAACACAAUCCUUGCACUGUUGAUUAUUGACCUGUAUGGAGCGAUGGAGCUUGUGAGAGGAAGUGAGGCAGAGAGAGCAGAGGGGUCCAUUGACGCAGUCCAAGCAGAACAUAUUGCACUCGCUCUUGUGCGCCGCCGCGUGGACUUUGCAUUGACCGAAGAAGCUUGUGCGCAGCAGAGGUUGCAGCCACGUCGGCCACUUGCUCCGCCUCUCCUCCGCUUGCGCUUCUUCUUCUUCAACGCCCUGUUUUGGGGGAUUCAAUCAGCCACCGAUCAGAUUCUCAAAUAA